This is a messenger RNA of Anolis sagrei ordinatus, 465 nucleotides long. RefSeq names its product protein S100-A4-like. The record is from RefSeq and is a predicted model, not a curated record. NCBI's taxonomy places the organism in Eukaryota, Metazoa, Chordata, Lepidosauria, Squamata, Anolidae. Gene Ontology annotation, molecular function: transition metal ion binding; calcium ion binding; calcium-dependent protein binding.
GGCAAAUCUGGUUUUGCAAGUCACUCCUUUUCUCUUUUUGGGAACUACAAGUCCCAGCAUCCCUUCCUCCUUUUGCAUUGCAAGGCUGCCAUUGCUGCUCAAAGCAGGCGAUGAUGCACCCUCCGCUGGAAGAGGCGCUGGGCGUGAUGGUGAACACCUUCCACAAAUACUCGUCCCGGGAGGGAGACCCCUUGAAGCUCAACACGGACGAGAUGAAGGAGCUGCUCGUCCACGAACUGCCCACCUUCGUCCGGGGGAAGAUCCACGAGGUGGGGCUGGAGACCGUGAUGCGGAAGCUGGACAGCAACAAGGACGGCGAACUGGACUUCCCGGAAUACGCGGUCUUCCUGGCUUUGGUGGCCAACCUCUGCCACGAGUUCUUUGCCGAGUGUGCCGACGAGAAGAACCGCAAGAGAUGAGCAGCAAGAGCCACCCAAGGGUCUUCUGCAGGCCUGGGCCAACUCU